This is a messenger RNA of Capronia epimyces CBS 606.96, 918 nucleotides long. RefSeq lists its product as uncharacterized. NCBI's taxonomy places the organism in Eukaryota, Fungi, Ascomycota, Eurotiomycetes, Chaetothyriales, Herpotrichiellaceae. Gene Ontology annotation, biological process: regulation of plasma membrane sterol distribution; intracellular sterol transport; sterol metabolic process. The transcript is spliced from 2 exons. Bases 1 to 918 code for a protein of 305 amino acids. The record is from RefSeq and is a predicted model, not a curated record. Gene Ontology annotation, cellular component: Golgi apparatus; cortical endoplasmic reticulum.
AUGCCGAUAUGCAUCACAUGCAGCACUCCUGUCAAGAACCUGUACACUGUCUACAGCAAAGCCGAUGACAGGACGCUUGGUAAAGGCGUCCGUCUCACCCAAUGUCCCAAUUGCAAACACUUUGCCGACAAGUAUGUCGAGCACGACUUUGUGGUCCUUUUCAUCGACCUGGUCUUGAUCAAGCCCCAAGUCUACCGUCAUCUAUUGUUCAACCGACUUGGUCGUUCCGACGAUAAAUUUGACCCCAGCAUUUUGCGGCUGGGAGUUUUACUCGUUCUGUUUGAUGUCUAUAUCACUUGGGCGAGGAUAGAGAGAUCAAGUGCUGCAGCAGGCGGUACCGACGGCGGCUUCAGGCUUGCCGAAAUGCCCAUACUUACUCAAUAUCUUUUCUUCCUUACGAUGAAUGUUCUGGCUACGAUUGCCCAACACGGAACAAUCCGAAUGCUAGUACGCCACCUUCUGGCUCAUACACAGAAGCAGGAAGGCAGCAACGACACCAAAUCGCCGGUCUCAGCUUCGAUCGCGGACCUUACACUAGGCCCACCUGCUGGAACGGUAAAUUAUGCUAGUCCAAGUGCAAUCAGCACAGCAUUGCUGGUGUCAAGUUGCACCAAACUGUUCCCUAUUUUACUCGUCAUUUGGCCUACCGAAGCAAAGGAAGGCGAUUCGUUCGGGUUCGCAUUCCGGGCGACAAACUAUGUCGGCUGGGCCGUUCUUCUAAACAAUAUCGAGGCGUUGUUGGUCUUGCUCAACUGUGGCUACAUCGUUGCAACUGGCCUUGCGGUCUCUGGUGUCCUGGCCCGAUGGGUUGUGGAAGGUUGGGUGUUGAGCCUGUUGGGCUUGGGCAGGGAGACUGGGCCAGUGGGCGACCUCCUAGCAGCCUGCAAACUGAUCCGAGGUUGGCUUACGCAGAUAUGA